Messenger RNA from Trichoderma harzianum CBS 226.95, 1482 nucleotides. RefSeq lists its product as hypothetical. Lineage: Eukaryota; Fungi; Ascomycota; Sordariomycetes; Hypocreales; Hypocreaceae. Gene Ontology annotation, cellular component: membrane. Gene Ontology annotation, molecular function: transmembrane transporter activity. Gene Ontology annotation, biological process: transmembrane transport. Bases 1 to 1482 code for a protein of 493 amino acids. The record is from RefSeq and is a predicted model, not a curated record. The transcript is spliced from 6 exons.
AUGCAAACAGGCAAUGUUGAAAAGGAGCCUGUGUCUGUUCAGAACGAGAAUGCUGCCGUGCAGCAGCCCUCCAUCGACCCUGAACUGGAGCGGCGAGUCGUCCGGAAAACAGAUGUAAACCUUGUGCCAUUGGUCAUGGCUCUAUAUCUUCUUGCUUUCCUUGAUCGGUCAAAUAUUGGGAAUGCGCGCAUUGCCGGAAUGAGUACUGAUCUUAACCUGAUUGGAGAUCGUUACGACUGGCUGCUCACAAUAUUCUAUAUCCCUUACAUCAUAUUUGAGUUCCUUGGGAUAAUGUGGAAGGUCGUGCCACCACACAUCUGGGCAACCAUCGUCGUUUUCAUAUGGGGACUAGUAUCAACUCUUCAAGCAGUCACCCAUUCAUGGGGGGCGGAAAUGGCACUUAGAUUCCUCAUGGGGGCCGCUGAAGCGGGUUACGGACCAGGAAUCCCGUUUCUACUUUCCUUCUUCUAUCUCCGACAUGAAGUAGGCUUCCGCUGUGGAGUCUUUCUCUCUGCUGCUCCUCUUGCCAAUACUUUUGCAGGUGCUCUUGCAUAUGGUAUCACAUCAGGUCACCCUUCCAUUGCGAAAUGGAGGGUAUUAUUCCUCGUGGAAGGGCUGCCUACAAUUGUCAUGGCAGCUGUGGCCUACUUCUAUCUCCCAGAUUCUCCCGAAAAGGCCAAGUUCUUUGAUGAAGAUGAGAGAAGAGUAGCCAUUGCAAGAAGUGUUCGCCAAGCAGGCUCUUCUGCCAGAAUAGGCGGAGUCGACUGGGUGGACUUUUUGAGAGGGCUGACUGACAUCAAAGCCUGGUUCACCGGUCUCAUGUAUUUCAGCUGCAAUGUCAGCUUUGCUUCUCUUCCGGUUUUUCUACCUACGAUUCUCUCAGAGAUGGGAUUUUCCGACGUAACUGCUCAAGGCUUAACCGCUCCUCCAUUCUUCCUGUCUUUUCUCAUUACCCUCAUCACGCCUUACAUUGCAGAUAGAACUCAGCAGCGUGCGUUCAUGCUCAUCAUUCUAACCAUUAUCGGCGGCGUGGGCUAUGUUAUCUUGGCAUCUGCCAAAUCUGUUGGAGCCCGCUAUUUUGGAGUAUUCAUGGCGGCCGGAGGCAUUUUUCCUUCCAUUGCUAAUAUUCUUCCUUGGGUAUUGAAUAACCAAGGUAGCGACACUCGCCGAGGAGCCGGAAUCGUCCUUCUCAACGUCAUCGGGCAAUGCGGUCCCCUGCUGGGCACUCGACUGUAUCCUUCCAAUGAGGGCCCCUUCUACGUAAAGGGUCAGUCAGUUUGUGCGGCGUUUAUGUUCUUUACCACGCUAUUGGUCAUUGGUUUGCGAAUUCUGCUCGCCUGGGAGAAUAAGAAGCUAGAUCAGAAAUAUGGGACUAUUGAAGAACAGAAAGCGCGACUUGCUGAGGCACAGGAACGAGGUCAAGUUGCCACUCAGGCUGUGGCGGUAGAGAAUUACGGGCCUAUGUUUAGAUAUGUGCUAUAG